This is a messenger RNA of Drosophila serrata, 5773 nucleotides long. RefSeq names its product zinc finger protein zelda (gene zld). Gene Ontology annotation, molecular function: RNA polymerase II cis-regulatory region sequence-specific DNA binding; DNA-binding transcription factor activity, RNA polymerase II-specific. Lineage: Eukaryota; Metazoa; Arthropoda; Insecta; Diptera; Drosophilidae. The record is from RefSeq and is a predicted model, not a curated record.
UAUAAAACGAGUAACUAAAAACAAAAUAUUAUUAAUUAAAAAAACAACGAUCGGCGCUCCACAAGAGAGCCAACGAACUCGGAGAGACAGAGAGAUUGGAGGAGGAGGAUGAGCCGCUAAUUUCGCAGAGAGAGCACGACAUGAGCAGCGGCACCGGCAGCGGAAGUAGCGGUAGCAGCAACCACGCGAGAGCGGUCCAUGGCGAGCAUCAAGACUGAGAUGCCGCCACUGCACGCGGCAGAGGCGCUCGCCGCCAGCAGUGCCACCGACAGCGGCGGGGGAACGGGAGCGGGUGGAGGCGGGGGAGCUGGAGUCCCAGCGGCUGGUGGCGGAGGCAGUGCACCCGCCACGCCAAAUGCCACGAUCAGUGCCGCAGCCGAUUCUAGUGAUAACCAGCCAGGCACACCGCAGCCCCCGCAACAGCAGCAGCAACAGUCUCAGCAACAGCAGCAAUCACAAGGACAACAGCAAUCCCAGGGCAUGGAUUCCCAACAGCAGCAGCAGCAGCAGGUUACGGGCAUAACCCAUCAGCCCUACGCCACCCACAACAUGUAUUCCGCCUCCAGCGGACAGCAGCAGGCCCAGCAGCAGCAACUGUACGGCGGACUCUACGGAGCCGACAUGCAGCAGCAGCAGCAGCAACAGCAACAGCAGCAAGGCUACGCCAGCAGCUACAUCAACAGUUACGAGCAAUUCUAUCAGCAGCAGCAGCAACAGGGCACGGACUAUGCCUUUGGCUUGGACUACGGCAAAAGCGCCGGAUUGCGCUACCAUCCGUACCUGCAAACACCCACAUCGGGUCUCGGCGGCAUGCCGGCGGCCAGUGUUGCCGCCCAGGAGGAGUCGGUGAGCGCACCGAGUGCCGUUAGCACCACCACGGCGGCCAUGAGCCCACGUGUGGUUAGCAGCAGCAGUCCCACGUCCACCUCAUCGCACCUGCAGCUGGGCAGCGCCAGCGGUCAGACCCCAGGCUCACCGGGUGGCGCUGGCAACGGCGGUGCCGGAUGCAAGCUGCAGUGCAAGAAAUGUGGCAUCCUCACCACCAACGAGUCGGAGCUACAGGAACAUAUUGCCAAUGUGCAUGGUGAGUCGCCAUAUGGAAGCAGUGGCUAUGCCAGCUCACCGUACAUCAAGGAGGAGAUGCCAACGCCACAGCCACCGGGCGGUGUGGGCGCUGCAUCGGCCAAUCCCGGCGAACUGCUUGACUUGGAUUCGCAGAAGAUGGUCUACCACCAGCAGCUGCUCCAGCAGCAGCAGCAACAACAGCAGCAGCAACACGAGGCUGUCGCUGGUCUGCCGAUCGGUGCUCUGCCCGAUCCGCUUCACUCGAUGCAGUCCAUGCAGCAGCGGGCGCUUCAUAGUUGGGAGCAGCAGCCGCAGCAGACGGUGGCCUCAGUCGAGGGUCUGCCGCCCUACAUGCAGCAGGGCCUGGGCGUGGGUCUAGGCGUCGGUCUUGGCGUUGGUGGCGUGGACAAGUCCCCCUACUACUCACCCAAGCAGUCGCCGUACCAUCAGUCCGCCGGCGUCGGCGCCACGCUCAUCAAGCAGGAAUACGGCGGCCACGGACUGAUCAAGUCCGAGUAUCCAGACUCGCAGCAUUAUGUGGACAAGUCCUUUGAUCCCACGGCAGGCGGUGCCGGUGGUACUGGUGCGGAUCUGUGCGCCAGCGUGGCCACCAGUCCGGCGGAAUUCCCCAGUACCACCACCGGUGGACCGGGGCAAGAUGGUGUCGCCGGUGGAGCAGCGCCAGGCGGCGGAUAUCGCGGCUUCGAACCACCCAGCUCCAGUUCCGUGCUGCCGGCCAACAGCUUGACGGCCAAGGCGGCCACCUGGAAGUCGAAUGAGGCGCGCCGCCCCAAGACGUACAACUGCACGGCCUGCAACAAGUGGUUCACCAGCUCUGGCCACCUCAAGCGGCACUACAACACGACGCUGCAUAAGAAUGCGGUUAAGUCAAGCGGUCAGCCGGAUCCGGCUACUCUGCCCAUUUCGGCGCACCAUCAUCCAUCGCGGGAUCCGGUGACGAAGCCCAGUCGAAGGGGAACGGCAGCAGCAGCUGCUGCAGCCGCCGCUGCCGCUGCAGCCGCUGUCAAUCAGGGGCAGCAGGCACCGGCGCCACCGCCGCCAGUUAAUGUACCGCCACCAGAGCCACCCAGAAGUCCGCCCGACUAUGGAGGGGGAGGAGCGUUGGGCGUGGGGGCGUUGGGCGGCGCUGCCAUGUCCCAGUACUCGGCCUCGCCUUCGCCCACCACGCAGCAGCAGCAGCAGCAUCACCUCCAUCAUCAGCACCACCACCAGCAGCAGCAGCAGCAGCAACAGCAGCAGCAGCACGCCAAUGGAUAUGCCAAUGGCACCGCCAAUGGCUAUGGCUACAUGCAGCAACAAGUGCAAUCCACGACAAACGCUUCACCACAGCACGCUUCCAACAACCAGCAGCAGCAGCAGCAGCAGCAACUACAUCAGCAGCAGCAACAGCAGCAGCAUCAUAACUCCGUUUUGAACGGUCACCCAAACGGGCUAGCAGGUCCCUCCGCCCCACACAACAACAACAACAACAACACCACCCAAAUGCCGUCCUCCAAAAUGAGGGGCCUGCUGAACGAAACAACAAUCACACCGCCAAUCAAAACAACAACAACCCGAGCACCACAAACAACAACAACAGCACUAGCAGCAACAGCAGCAACGGCGGCGGAGGCAACCACAGUUGCUAUAAAGAGCGAACAAAUGGAGGACAGCAACCACACCCACACCCACACCCAUCCCAAUCCCAAUCACAGUCACAGUCAGGACAGCAGCAGCAGCUCAAUGGCCACGGAGGAGGCGGAGGAGCUGCAGGAGGAUCAGGAGGAGGAUCCGGAUCGGGCGGGAGAUCACCUGCAGCGGCAGCAGCAGCAGGAGCAGCAAUACCUGCUGGCGGCGCGCCACUAUCACAGCAGCACGCCCAACACGCUCAGCUGCAGCAGCAACAGCAGCACCCACAGCCACAUCAAUCCCAGCACGCCCAGCAGCAGCAGCAGCAACUCGCCCCUUACUAUUUACCAGCAGGAGCCGCCGGCAACGGAUUUCUCGCGCACCACAACGCCGCCGCAGCCGCUGCCGCCUAUGGUAAUGCUGCCGCCUAUGGCAAUGGACUACAACAUGCUGGCUUUGGAUAUGCCCACGCACAUGCACACGCUCAUGCCCAGCAGUAUGCUGCAGUGCAGCAGCACCAGCACCACGCCGCUAGCUACUACCACCACCACCAGUAUGCAGGACACUAUGCCGCUGCCGCAGCAGCAGCUGGUGCACCAUUACCACCAGGCGGUGCUCCACCCGCACCAGCAUCAGUUGCAGGCGGAUCAGCAUCAGCGGUCGGAGGAGGAACCACAUCAGCAGCGGGAGCUUCACCAACUGGAUCAGCAGCAGCAGCAGCAGCCGCCGCAGCAGCAGCCGCAGCAGCAGCAGCAGGAGCUAAUCCUGGCGGACAAUUUGCCGCACAGCAGCAGUUCGCCGCACACCAGCAGCUCCCCGCCGCCCACCAUGGGCAUGCCCAUGCCGCUCACCACCACCACAGCGCCGCAGCUGCUGCCGCUGCAGCUGCAGCCGCCGCCGCCGCCGCACAUCACCAGCACCAUGCCCAUGCCGCCCACCAUGCACAUGCCCAUCAUGCCGCCGCCGCCGCCAUGCUACCAGCAGCUGCAGCCGCUGGACCCCACAAUGAGCUAUCACACUAUUAUUGGUAGUGGGUCCGAGGCGCACACCGGUGCUAGUGGCUAUGCGUCCAAUCAGAUCACCACCAGCGAUGGCCAGAUCCUGCAGCUGAUGCCAGCCUCUCUAUUUGCACCAUAUGCCCCGCUCUCGCCGUACUCGGUGGCCGCCCAGCGGUCGCCGCAGGAGGGUGACCUGCCGCCAGUGCAUACGCUAACCACGGCGUUGCAUGCCCAUCAGCAGGGUGGGCAGCAGGAGGCACAGACACCGGCAACGUUGACGGUGCUAUCCACACCCUACUCGCCCACGGUGAGCAGCUCGCGGGCCACUCCGGCUCUGGAAAUGGAUAUGGCCACGCUUAUCCAGCAGCAGCAGCAUCAGCAGGAGUACGAGAUGGAGCAGUAUCAGUUGCAGCAUCAUCAGUUGGAACAGCUCCAACAGCAGCAGCAACAGCAACAUCAUCUCGAGCAGCUUCAGCAGCAACAGCAACAGCAGCAACAACAGCAGCAACAGCAACAUCAGCAGCAACAGCAGCAGCAACAUCAGAACCUCUCGGAGCCAACUCAAUCCCUGGGGCAACCGCCAGCAAAGAAGCGACGCGGUGCCACACCCUCAACCACGACGAAGCGACGAAGGAAUAGCAGCGUUGGCUCCACAUCACCGCACUCGACCACUCUGCCAUCGGGACGAAUCAAGUGUCUGGAGUGCGACAAGGAGUUCACCAAGAACUGCUACCUCACGCAGCACAACAAGAGCUUCCACUCCGGUGAGUACCCGUUCCGCUGCCAGAAGUGUGGUAAGCGUUUCCAGAGCGAGGAUGUCUAUACCACGCAUCUGGGUCGUCAUCGCACCCAGGAUAAGCCGCACAAGUGUGAGCAGUGUCCCAAGCAGUUCCAUCACAAGACCGAUCUACGGCGUCAUGUCGAGGCAAUUCACACGGGGAUUAAGCAGCAUAUGUGCGAUAUUUGUGAGAAGGGUUUCUGCCGCAAGGAUCACCUGCGGAAGCAUCUCGAGACCCACAACCGUCCCAGGGUGGUGGGCAAGAAGUCAGCCGCUGCUGCCGCCGCCGCUGCAGCCGCUGCACAAGCAGCAACAGCAGCAGCAGCAGCAGGAACAGCCGCCACCGGUGUGUCAGCUGCUGGAGCAGCUACUGCUACCUCUGGGUUACCUGGUACCAUUAAGGCAGCCUUUGCACGCUCCCUGACGGUGACGGCUGUGCGGGGUGGAAUGACAGUUCCACUAACCGCAGGAGGAGUACCUUCAUCCGCUGUCCCGGUGAAUCCAAGUCUUAAUCCCGGCUUGAGUCUGAAGCGGCACAUUGAUGAUGUGGCCGCCGAUGAUGAUAGUCUGCUGGAGGAGGACGAGGAGGAGGAUGAGGAGGAGAUGGAGAUGGAAAUGGAGAUGGAUGAGGAGGAGAGGGAGCUGGGCGACUAUCAUCCGAUGAUGGUCAAGGGUGAGGAGGAGUUCCAGUUGAUAGAGAAGAGCAUAGAGUUGUACUGAGCCAAAAAAGCUGGGUUUUGAAAUGCUUCAGGCUUUGGAGGGGAAUGAGAGCUCCACCAGAGGCAACUGAGCGCAGUCCGAGGUGCUCGAGGCGGCAGCUCCUCCGGUUGACGCUGCAGUUGAGUUGUCCUUUAAUGACUUGGAUCACAUUGACGUGAUCUUUAUCCAUGUUUCCAGUUGCCCAAUUCCAGUUUCGUGUUUGAUUUAGUUUGAACAUUAAGAGAAAACACAAUUUAUUGCUGGCCAGGCAAUGAUUCGCUGUUUUAUAUAGCCUUUUGUAUAUGUUUUUUUAUUUUUUAAUUUGAUACAAAGCCGCAGCAUUUCAAUAACUUGGACAGGCCACUCCUUUUUUAUUUUGUUGGUGCCAAUCCCGAUCCCCGCCAGAAACACAACCACAACCAGAACCAAUUCAUUCCCAUGUAAUUAGAGUUUCUUAUUUUUUUUUUUAUUUGUAUUGCCAUAAGCGUCGUAGGGAGGAGAGGGGGAGAUUGAUUGAAAGACAGCCCAGAAUUCCUAAUUGUUGUUAGCAGCAAAUUAUUUAAUUUUAUUUGCAUGUUAAAAAUUGUAUUAUUAUUUGUAUUUU